CUUCGACUCAAGCCGGGGCCAGGCGAAUGCCACCACCAGCUCCCGUUGCAGUAUCGAUUAGAACAGCGAAGGGUGCCGGAUGCACAACUGACCCCCACCAAACAGUGGGUAUUUGUUCUCCAUCCAUUUGUAAGUCUGCUCGUUGGUCUGUCUGCCGGUCUAUCUGGUAGUCUGUCUACUGGUCUGUCGGGCCAGCAGCUUCGGCGGCGAGUCGGUCUCAAGACGACCCGAAGCGAAAGAUGA
This is a messenger RNA of Protopolystoma xenopodis, 243 nucleotides long. The record is from the annotation of a GenBank genome assembly. NCBI's taxonomy places the organism in Eukaryota, Metazoa, Platyhelminthes, Monogenea, Polystomatidea, Polystomatidae.